Molecule: messenger RNA, 1547 nt
Organism: Tripterygium wilfordii
Lineage: Eukaryota; Viridiplantae; Streptophyta; Magnoliopsida; Celastrales; Celastraceae
Product: putative protease Do-like 14
Exons: 8
Coding region: 89-970 (293 amino acids)
Biological process (GO): proteolysis
Molecular function (GO): serine-type endopeptidase activity
Source: RefSeq, a predicted model, not a curated record
CGGGCCCGUGCUCAUAGUCAACAGAAAAAAGAGAAAGACGGAAGGGUUUUGCUAGGGCUUUGAAUUUUGAAAUCUAGAAUUUGUGCAGAUGAAUCAACUACUGAGAGAUGCUUCCUCUUCUUCCGCCAGAAACUCUCUCAUUCGGAUCGUAUCAGUUGCCGCUCUCGGGUCACACCUCUUAUAUGCAAACCACUAUUCGUAUUCUCGAGAUCGUCCAUCAUUUUAUUCUCGAGUUACUCCUGCUCCAUCCAAGGAUCUAAGAAAGGAAGCUCCUGGAGGGAAAGGAGAUAGUGCAAAAAAGUAUGUUGGAUAUAUUGGCAGGGACACUUUCGCCGAUACAGUGGCUAGGGUUUUCUGUGGAAUUACCACUGGAAAGAGUAUUGGGUCUGGAAUCAUCAUUGAUGCCAGUGGUACUAUUCUGACUUGUACUCAUGUUGUAGUUGAUUUUCCACUUGCGGGCAUGAGAACUAUAUCUAAAGGGAAGAUUGAAAUAGCUUUACAAGAUGGUCGGACAUUUGAGGGUACAGUGGUGAAUGUUGACCUUCUAUCAGAUAUUGCAACUGUAAAGAUCAAUUCUUGUAAGCUUGGUUCGUCCAGUAAGCUUCGCCCUGGGGAUUGGGUGUUAGCCAUGGGAUGCCCCCCUUCCCUUAAAAAUACAGUAACAGCUGGUGUUGUUAGCUGUGCUGAUCGUAAAAGUAGUGAUUUGGGCCAUUUUGGUAUCAGGGGACAACAAAGAGAAUACUUACAGACUGAUUGUGCACUCCAUCCGGGCAAUUCUGGAGGGCCUCUUGUUAACAUCAAAGGAGAAGGUGUUGGAGUAAUUGUUAUGAAAGUGCCGGUUGCGGAUGGAUUAGGCUUUUGUGUACCAAUUGAUGCAGUUUCAAAAAUAUUCGAGCGCUUUAAUAAGAGUGGUAAUUCUGCGCAGGAGAGUUAUUCGGCCAUGGCUUGGAUUAAAAACGGUAGAUCUUAAUGAGAUGCUUAUUACCCAGCUUAAAGAAAGAGAUGCUAAAUUCCCUAAAGUUAGCAGAGGGGUUCUUUUACAGAUGGUAAGAUUUGUUGUUGCUCCUCCCUUCAUCUUGUUGAUAUAACCUAAUAAUUGGUGCUAACCUGCACGAGCUGUCUGUUACCUCUGUUUGUCCUAUGCCUAUCAGUAAUCGUGUGUGCAUUCCUCUGCUUUCAGAUACUUAUUUAUUUACAUCCAUUUGUAUUCUUCGUAAUGUUUUUAUAGAAGCACAUGUCUCCACUGGGGGGAACUUUUUAUAAUCUGUUAAUAUUCUUCACAAUCCUUGAGGAGGUUGUCCGGUCAUCAUUAAAAUCAAAGGAACUGUCAUCAAGAACUAGAGUAAAAGCUCCUAGCUUCGUUAGGAUACAACAUUAGUUGGGUGAUGGUUUCUCCUUUAAGUUGGACGCAUUUGGCUUGAGCUUUAUCUGUGGCAUUUAUGUCCCGCCGAGGCUCCGCACCUAUUGACUUGUUUAAUAAGUCAUUGUUUUUAAAUACUAUGAUAAGUAUACUAGUUUAUUUUAUAUGUUGCCUAUCCAAGGUGAUC